AAUUCAAACCCCGGCCCCGCAAGCGCCGGCGGCGGCUCCGGGAAAAGGCUGCGCUGGGGAGGGACCGGCGUUGGGAUCGGGAUCGGGAUCGGGAUCAGGAUCGGGAUCAGGAUCAGGAGCAGGAGCAGGAGCGGGGCCGGUCCGGAUGGGCUUGGGGAGCGGCGGGGCGGGCGCGGCCCCCGCCCACUGCCCGGAGCGCAGCCCAGGAAAGCUGGACCCUGGAGUCCUCUCCUCAGUGACGUGGCUGCUCGGACAGGGCCUCCUCCUGCUCCUGCUGCAGUAGCGAUGCUGGUGUCCCCACAGAGCUGCAGUGAGGAGCUCUUGGCUCUGGCAGGAGUGCCCCCCGAGCCGGUGGCCAUGGAGUGAGCCGUGCCCGGGGUGCGUGGGCACUGCAGGACGCUGAAGUUUGGCUGCCCCCGUCCCGUCCCAGCCGAAAUCCCACCCCCCACCUUCCCCAUCCCCCGCGCCCCUCCCGCCUCUGCCAUGAAUGAUGCAUCGACGAUGGAUUAUGAACUGCUCUCCCCGUCCCUGGUGGAGCACCCGGCCGGCGCCGCGGGCAUGGAUGCCGAGCAGAAAACUGUCUUUGCCUUCGUCAUCUUCCUCCUGGUCUUCUUGGUGAUGCUGAUGGUUCGCUGCUUCCGCAUCCUGCUGGACCCCUACAGCCGCAUGCCCGCCUCCUCCUGGACCGACCACAAGGAGGGCUUGGAGAGGGGCCAGUUUGACUAUGCCCUGGUGUAGAGGGCAGGGCCGGGGCGCCCCCCGUGCCCCCCACCCCGGCCGGCCCCGGCCCCGGGCCCCCCUCCCUGGGCGCUGCUGCCCCGGGGAUGCUCCGGGCACCGGGGCGGGGAGCUCGGGCUCUUGGCCGGGGAGGAAAUGUGUGUGUGUGUGUGGGAGGCAGUUUUCUAGGGGUUUCUCUCUUUUCUAAGCACUUUUCGGUUCUCUUCGCAGCCCGCGGGACUCCGGGGGAGGAUGGGGGUCGGGGUGGUGCCCGCUGCCCACCCUGCCCGCGGGGCAGGAGGGGACGGGACAGGGCAUGGCGGGACCUGCCCUCGGCCACGGCCCGCGGGGCUCUGCCCGGUGCCACGGCAGAGCUUGGACCCCCUUCCCCGGCUCCUCCUGCCCCCCUCCCACGCCGCCCCCGCCCCGUCCGUGUCCCGCGGGGAGUGCUGACCGUGGUCCAGUGUGUGUGCGUGUCCCCGUAGCUGAGCUGUGUCUGUCAGGGGGUUUCCAGGCACCAGACCCAAGUGCUGGCUUUGUUCCUCUCUGUGUGGCAGUCCCCAAGAACCUCCCUCCCCC
Myiozetetes cayanensis is the source of this 1296-nucleotide messenger RNA. It is a transcript of the gene CTXN1, whose product is annotated as cortexin 1. The record is from RefSeq and is a predicted model, not a curated record. The transcript has 3 exons. Lineage: Eukaryota; Metazoa; Chordata; Aves; Passeriformes; Tyrannidae. Bases 484 to 738 code for a protein of 84 amino acids.